Messenger RNA from Notothenia coriiceps (black rockcod), 3251 nucleotides. RefSeq lists its product as uncharacterized. Gene Ontology annotation, molecular function: serine-type endopeptidase inhibitor activity. The coding region runs from base 1 to 2529 and encodes 842 amino acids. NCBI's taxonomy places the organism in Eukaryota, Metazoa, Chordata, Actinopteri, Perciformes, Nototheniidae. Gene Ontology annotation, biological process: negative regulation of endopeptidase activity. The transcript has 20 exons. The record is from RefSeq and is a predicted model, not a curated record.
AUGUCUCCACCUGUCUGGGAAAGCAUCGCAAAUAUCUUCUACUCCCCCUUCAGCAUCUCUUCAGCCCUGGCUAUGGUGAUGCUGGGGACCGGGGGCAACACAUCCACACAGAUGUCAGAGGUCCUGGGUUUUACUGAGAAAGGGCAACCAGAGCAGACAGGAGCAGAGACAAUGCAGUUGCAGAUGGAGUCGCAGUCGCAGAUGCAGAUGCAGAUGCAUCAGUCCAGAAUUCUGCCGGAGUGUGUGCGCAAGUUCCUGCCACCUCAGAAUGAUGAAGAGGAUGUCCACGCAAGCUUCUCCGAACUAAUGAGUAAGCUCAUCAAGGACGACGCUCCGUAUGCCCUCAGCCUCGCCAACAGGCUUUAUGGAGAGCAGUCCUACCAGUUUGUUGAGCGUUUCUUAUCAGAAACCAAAAAGCACUACGGCGCUGAUCUGGAGUCUGUGGACUUCAAAGCCAGCGCAGAAGCAGCCAGGGUCAACAUCAACAAAUGGGUGGAGGAUCAGACUCAAGGUAAAAUUAAGGAUCUGCUUGCCAAGGAUAUGGUGGAUAGCCUGACCAGGUUGGUGCUGGUCAACGCCAUCUACUUCAAAGGGAAAUGGGAGACACAGUUCAAGGAGUAUUCUACUGUUGAUGCUCCGUUUAAAAUGAACAAGAAUGACACUAAAUCGGUGAAGAUGAUGGGACAGACCAGUAAAUUUGGUCUCUCCUCAAUUCGCGAGGCCAACUGCCAGAUCCUGGAAAUGCCUUAUAAAGGGAAAGACCUCAGCAUGCUCAUCUUCCUGCCCAAUGAGAUCGAGGACAAGACAACGGGCCUAGAGAAGCUGGAGAAGGAGCUGACCUAUGAGACAUUUGUGGAGUGGACUCGCCCAGACGUGAUGGUUGAAACUAAGGUGAACGUGAAUCUGCCUCGAUUCAAGAUGGAGGAGUCGUGUGACUUGAAAGACAUCCUGAUCAGCAUGGGCAUGGUGGACGCUUUUGAUGUCACGAUGAGUGACUUUUCUGGCAUGUCCAAGGCAGACGACCUGGUCCUAUCAGCAGUGGUCCACAAGGCUUUUGUGGAGGUCAACGAGGAGGGAACUGAGGCUGCUGCUGCCACUGCUGGAGUCGCUUCAGAACCUCAAUGCCGCCUGAGUUCCAUGCAGAUCACCCCUUCCUCUUCUUCAUCCGACACAACCCCUCGAUGCUUCAAACACGAGACUUCCUGUAACGGAAAGACUCCUGAACACUCGAAGUCCAUCAGAAAAGUGUCUGUCAACACCAUGGCAUCACCAACCCCUCUAUCCAAGGCCAACACAACCUUCGCUCUGGCUUUGCUCAAACAGCUAGGCGAUAACGACAAUGCCACGAAUGUCUUCUACUCCCCCUUCAGCAUCUCCUCAGCCCUGGCUAUGGUGAUGCUGGGGACCAGGGGCAACACAUUCACACAGAUUUCAGAGGUGCUCUGCUUUACUGAGCCAGAUAAGUCGCGGCAUUGUGGAGGAGAGCAGAUGCAAAUGGAGCAGCAGCAGAAAGUCAACGCCAUGCUGCCACCAUAUCUGCGGAAGAUGUGCCUGAAAACCAAGGGCUUGCAGGAUGAGGUCCAUACACGCUUCGCCGAACUGCUGUCAGAGCUGAACAGGGAAAACGCUCCGUUUGCCCUCAGUGUCGCCAACAGGCUGUACGGGGAGCAGUCCUACCAGUUUGUAGAGGAUUUCUUAGGGAAAACCAAGAAGCACUACAGUGCAGAGCUGGAGCCUACGGACUUUGUGAACAGCUCAGAAGUGGCGAGAGGCAACAUCAACAACUGGGUGGAGCAGAUGACACAAGGUAAAAUUAAGGAUCUGUUGGCCAAGGGAGUGUUGGACAGCAUGACCAGGAUGGUGCUGGUCAACGCCAUCUACUUCAAAGGCAACUGGGACAAACAGUUUGAGGAGAGCAAAACUGUGGAUUCUCAGUUUAGACUAAACAAGAAUGGCACCAAACCAGUGAAGAUGAUGAACAUGAAAUCAAAGUUCCCUUUCACCUACAUCUCUGAAGCCAGCUGCCAGAUCCUUGAGAUGCCUUACAAAGGAAAGGAGCUCAGCAUGCUCAUCUUUUUGCCCAAAGAUAUAGAGGACAGUACAACAGGUCUGGAGAAGCUGGAGAAACAGCUGACCUAUGAGAACUUUACCGAGUGGACUCGUCCAGAGAUGAUGGAUAAUGUUGAGGUCAUGGUAGGGCUGCCUCGUUUUAAGAUGGAGGAGUUGUAUGAUCUGAAAAAUGUCCUGGUCAGCAUGGGCAUGGCAGAUGCCUUCGACAUGGCAAUGAGUGACUUCUCAGGCAUGGCCCCUGGAAACGACCUGGUUCUGUCAAAAGUUGUCCACAAGGCUUUUGUGGAGGUCAACGAGGAGGGAACUGAGGCUGCUGCUGCCACUGCUGCGAUCAUGAUGCUGCGAUGUGCCCCGAUGCGACCAGAAAGCUUCGUUGCAGACCACCCCUUCCUAUUCUUCAUCCGACAUAACCCUUCCAUGAGCGUCCUCUUUGCUGGUAGAUACUGCUCCCCUGAGUGAGCUCUACAUCGUUAAGAGCAGUGGUUCUCAACUAAAGGGGGUUUACAAUGCAUUGCAACAGUAUCACACUUUAUUUUAUAUUACUAGAAGAUGAUUGAGAAUCACUUCGAGAGUUUCCUAUAGCUAUUCACAAUCAAGUUUCCCUCCUGUGUUUUCAUAAUGUAGAACGAUGAGUGGUUUUGGAUUUUUUUAAACUGGUCUCCAUCAUUCCUUAUGAGUGAAUGAAAUAUUCUGUGUUAAUCCUGAUUAUUAGGUUUGUACACAGUUUGUGUUUUGAACCUAAUAUCUUCAGCCUUAAAACCUUAAGUCUGUAAUGGAAGUAUGGCCCUUUUUGCUGCAGCCUUAAACCUUAUCCUAUUUAAUCUAUACCAAUCACGUCUAAAGUCGAUAUCAUCUAAAACACCCUUUGCAAGAAUUGCCUUUAUCACAAUUUCCAUGUUCGUUUAACUGCCAGGCCUGAACUAUCGUUUUUAAUACGUAAUUCUGCAAGAUUCUUGGCACUUUAUCUACAGAAAAUACACUUUCAGCAUUUUAUAUGUUCAGUUAACCAAAGAAAGAAUGGGAUUACAGCAUGUUUUCAGAUAGCUACGUAUGCAAAUUCUAAAUAUAUUCUAUAAAAAGCAAAAGCUUACAUGAGGGUUUAAACUGGUGUCGAAUCCAUGUCCUUUUUAUGUAUACUUGUGUUUUACAAAUGAAAUAAAAAAAAGUGUGCCGUUCCCAAA